Messenger RNA from Phytomonas sp. EM1, 5193 nucleotides. NCBI's taxonomy places the organism in Eukaryota, Euglenozoa, Kinetoplastea, Trypanosomatida, Trypanosomatidae. The record is from the annotation of a GenBank genome assembly.
AUGUUCACAUCAAGUCAAGCUACUGCUCUUAGAUGCACUAAGAAUAGAUGUGCUGAACAGCCAGACCCUAUGAGGAAUAAAGAUGUGGAUUCACCUAACCCUGUUUCGUUUAUAUCAAAGGGUUGCAAUGAGACUAAUCGAGAAGCAGCGUCGUCUUUGAUUGAAUCUCAGCCACCCUGCCCCCCACACGAGCAAACAGAGAUCAAUCAGCAUGCAGCUUCGAAUUACAAUCAACUAGGCCACUUGAAUAGUGUAGUGUUGCAUCCGAAUCCUCCCCUAGAGGAUUUCCAGGGGUGCGAAGUCGAUGGUGACAACUCCCUACACCACCCUACUAACACGUUGAGCCAUCUGGCUCAAAAGCGGAUUCAGAGAGGGGGGGGGUCGGAAAGUUACCAAAAUGCAGCAACGCUGCUCGCUGCGGUGAGUACCCCCUCGGAUGCGUACACUGCGUUUGAACAGGAGCUUCUGGAUGAGAUCAAUCAGCUGCGCUGUGAUCCUGCUUUUUAUGCAGUACUGUUUGAGAAUGAGGCCACAUUGGGCUACCCUUUUAUCUGUAUGGAGGACGAGUAUUACGCUACCGAUGCAGCUGCGAGCAACGCCCAUGAAUAUCAUCCUGAAUCUUUAUUGGAAGCCGUGUCACGCGUCACCAGGACUGCGUGUCCUCACGGGCGUGAGGAAAUCUCCUUGUUCUUGUCGUCUCGCAUUGCUUCAGAACCCCAAGCAAAUCACCAAUCCAAUGAACACAUCAUCACCCAGUCUAAAAAUCAGAAAACGAGGCCGAACUCCCUGAUGCAACAGGUCCCACCUAUUGUGAGUACUUCAUCCUGCCCCGGGUCAGAACCUCUCUCUACCCGUUCAUCAAGUAAAGGUCGGGGUCGUUCGGCGCGGGCAUCCGCCAUGACACAACACCGCUUGAAUAAGUCCAAUGCGUCCGCGAGCGGCCAAGGUGCUCAUUUAAAUGUUCAUUCCAGUGCUACUAGUUCCGCUGGAAGCCCUCAACCAUCACUUUUUCAGGCAGCGAAUGAUGCAACUGUAACUCCUUCCACCCUGAAAAAACAAGGACUUACUGAGAUGACGUUGGAGCAGCUGGGAACACACCUUCGCCGGCAUGAACUGCAUCGCUUUGCGUUGGAGAGGGCGGCAGAGGACAUCCUAAUACGGUGGCAGCUGGCUCAACUCGCAUUGCAGGACGCAUCAAGUGUGGAAGACGAUCGGAUUAGUAAGAGGGGUGGUAAGGGGCAGCAUGUCACUUCCAAGGAAGGCAUGACAGGCUGUACUCUAUCAUCGCGCGCCGGGGCUUUUCCGCAAACGGGCUCCCAUCGGAAAAGCCAUGAACGUGCCACAAGCUCGGAAGGGGUUCAUCAACAGCGCUUCGAGGUUGCUGAGAAGUUGAGGUCCAUUUUUGCGGCACACCUACGCGCAAUACUGGAGAAGAUUUGCUUAGAGCAUUUGAUUUGUAAACGAUCGAUGGAUGGCGCCAACCUUAUUCUGGAUUGUGUACAGGCCCUUAGGCAAGUUUCACCAGUCCCACCGUUGCUUCCUAGAAGGGGUCUUUAUCUAGCAGCACGUAGUGUCAGCCUUUUUCAUCAUGCUCUCGGUGACUGUGUAUCCAAAGCACCAGCGUCGAGUUCGUCAAACAUGCUGCUUAGCCCAUGCUCAGCAAAUCUGCGUGACGGGAGGGAGGUGAAGUUGCUACCCCUUCUAUCAAGUCUACAGGACAACCUUCCGAUGUCAAUUCAGGAGGGCGGUGAUGUGAAGCCUGUUCAUGUCCUUAAGGAGUGGGUGAAGAGUCAGAAAAACCAGGCCACUAACUUCUUCAAUGCCAACACGCAGCUUCUCGCCCACCGGAUUUCUGUAGAGGCUAUUGCUAAAGACAUCACUUGCAUUGCUCAUAUGGCUCACGAAGCAUGUGGCAAGUAUGGUCAGAUUGCCAAUCAGUUGCGAGGGAUCCAAGUCUAUGGAUCAGGCAAGGCCAGAGAGGUGAUCAUACGUGCAAUUCUAGGUGUAUUAAUCCCACAGUUUGUUAUUCAUGGGGUGCAUUUUCCUGAAGCUAUAAAGCGCGAUUCAACGGAGACCGUCGACCGGCUUCUUACAGAUCGAGAGAUCUCACGUCUUUUCAAAUUUAGUAUCUUUAGCGGUACGUCUCGACAGGGUGGGACCGACCGCGCGACAGCUCCGGAGGCCAAUAACAUCUCAGAUGAAGCCCAUGAUGAGGUAGAGUAUACAGGAAUCAUGCUGUGCGGUACGUAUCAUCCUACGACAAUGGGUGCCCUUGUUCAGCGUCUGCUUGAACAAGACUCGGAUCCGACAUCGCGGGGCAAAAGAGUGGUUGCUGCGGCGCAUCGCCUUGGUCCGCUGCUGUGGCGCGACGCGCGUGUGGUGGGGAUCGGUUGGCAACGUGCUUGCCGCCCACUGACGUACGAUGAACCUGACCAAUGCAUUGCAAAUACAGGGGGUCCCGAUGAAAAGGAUCGAUCCCAGAGCAGUGACUAUAUCUGCACGACCAUAGUUCUUGCCACCGAGUAUGAGGAGCUGGAGUUGAUUGCAAUGAACAAACAUGCAUCCCUGGAAGAGGUGAAUCGUAUUGUGCAGCAGUGCCAGGAGUUGAAUAAUUUGCUGCCUGAAAAUUUUUCACUUCCCAUUCUGGAUGGUUGUUCCGUUUCAACUGAAGGGAUUAGCGCCAUGAAAGACAUCAGCCAGAUGAUCACAAGCACUACGGUCGCCGACUUACCGGUGAUGGUGGAUCUGCAUUCGAACCUCGGCGUCCAGAUUUUGCACCCGAGGUGCCACCCCCUCAUGUUGGAAGUUGACUUUACUUCUCACCACUCAGGGGUGGCUGUAGUGGUACUGCGCGCGGAUAGAAGGCGUGUUCAAGUAAGAGCCUCCCUGUCCGCUUAUUCAGCUAUCAAUCCCUCCUCCUGGGCUUCUUUCCCCCCACCAGAGAUGCAGGCCUCACCGGAAGUUUUAAUACAGCGCAGUGUGGUGGACCGUGAUGUGGUGUUAAUCAUGAUUGACACCAUGUCAGUUACCAAUGAGUUCCUGCAGGUAAUGCAGACACCAGACUCUGACUCCAGCACUGCCAUUUCAUACCCGCUGCAGGACACUGUUCGUUUUCUACACAUCUUUGAGAAGCCAAUCAAGGGGAGAGACAUAGGUCCCACUAAGACCAUAGACGUUGUGACGGGGUAUUCAUUUAUUGGCUUUAUUAGAUUAGUGUUUCAGGCGAAGACUAAGCUGUCUUGUCGCAACGGAAUGGUAAAUCAUAGUCCAAGGAAGUUGUUGGUUUCCUCAGAUGGAAAAUUACGGAGCACUGCGUGCGCCACGCCUCGAGGAAGUGCUAUUCAGGCGGCACUUGGCCUGCGCUCGACAGAGGUUAGCACACUCGGCGCUAGGAAAGGCCGAUCUCACCGCAACGAGAGGAUAUUCCAGGCAGGCGGUGCUUCUGUGGCUCGUGGUGGAAUUUUUUUGCCCCCGCUCUAUGAGGCCUUCUUGGCACAUUUUGAUUUUAGUGCUAGGGCGGCUCCCUUAGAAUAUUUACAUGAUGGUCUUCCUGCAUUAGAUGGUACAAGAGAUGCUUUAUUCGCUGCAGUCGCCGGCACGUGUAGUGGGUGGCCUGACAUUUCGGCCGAGUUUACCGACCGCGGCGGGUGCAUCCUUUCACCCCUUGUUUCCACUCUUCUUUCUGAUUCUGGAAACACUCCGGUGCGGUUUGCCGUUUAUUUACCAAAUGAUUAUCAAAAUCGCGGAAUCGCGUUGCAACAGAAAGAGGCACUCUUGGAGCUCCUGCGAUCUCUCGAGGAAAUUGAGGCCGCUGAGGCGUUAAAGGAGAGUACUGAUAUUGCGUUGAUGCAGGAGGAGACACAAAACCAAAUCGAUACGCCAUGUGAGUCUGACGCCGAGUCUAGAGAGAAGGCUGGGACCCUUUCCAGACAAGUCAGCUCACAUGGGGAUGGGAAUGCAUAUGUGACAGCUGGGACUGAGAUCCAAUUGGAGGAGGCUGUUUCAGCGAGUGCUUGUGCGAGUGCGGAUGGUGAGGGAACCCAUGCUGACAGUACUUUCCCUACUCUUGAAACAAUCCAUCAAAAGGCAGAGCUUGGCCGUUCCAAGAAGGGCCCGGGUAAAAAUAUUGUCGACGAUAGAAGCAGCAGUCCGGGCGGUAACAAGCGAUCCAAAAAAGAAAAGUCACCAGAUGAAAGGCGAACUGGUUCUCCGAAUUUGAGGGCGGAACAGAAGGGUUCGAAGUUGCAUCUUCGCAGAAAUGGCAGCUUGAGUACUCUCAAACAGAGCGUACCUCGGGAACUUGUAAAUCCUGCGGUCGCGAGAUUGCAAGGCUCAUCACUUGUACUCUUCGAAGAUGGGAAUAUUGACCUCUUUCGCUUGUUUGAUGCUCCCCCGUCCAAUCUUGGGAAUGCGGCAGUUAAACAGACUGGGAGCAUACCCCAGGCCCUAACCCAUAAUAUUCUUAUGUCAAUGAGCCUUGCCCGUUUGCGUAAUCUUGUGGAUGAGCAGGCCCGUUUAUUAGGUGAGCGGCGUGCACUACUGAUCAGAAUCGAGGGCAUCCUUUGCGAUGAGCUUCAGCGUUUAGAGGCGGAAGUGCCCAAGCGAAAGGGCCGUGAGCUCAUUAAAUUAAAACGCGAUGAGGAGGAUAUCAAUCUCCAGCUGGAGCAGAUGCGUGCAAUUGUUCAGAACUAUGAAAAGGAGGCACAACACUCCAAGGAGGUACUUACAAGGCGGACUCGAGAUCAAAUGCUACGGCGCGCACGCCUGAAACAUGUGAAGGCACACCUGGCAGCGCUUUGCGGAUCAGGGAAUAACUUUGAGGACGGUACGGGAAGUAACGAUGACCCACCUCUGUUAUCCGAGGUGGGUGAGCCCUUGUCAUUGUCCUCAUCGCCGUACGACGUUAACAUUUGGUUUGUCCCAAAGAACAGUUUACCCCACGCCCUGCGAGUUUCUUCGCAGGUUUUCCCAAUCAACAAGACCCACAAAAAUGCUGCAUGUGCUCCUGGCUUAAUGACAACACAGGCUCCAAUCACUACCAGUGCUAAUAACAUAGUUCACCUGAUGCGGGUAGAGCUACCGGGCCAACCUCAGUCCUAUUGUUACGAGGCUACGGUACAGGUUCCCAGUUCAUUGCAUGGGUGCGCAGUGUUGCUUGUGAAUGGGUAUAAAUGCGCCCUUUGGGAGCUGUAA